Molecule: messenger RNA, 2785 nt
Organism: Alnus glutinosa
Lineage: Eukaryota; Viridiplantae; Streptophyta; Magnoliopsida; Fagales; Betulaceae
Product: putative wall-associated receptor kinase-like 16
Exons: 3
Coding region: 1-2337 (778 amino acids)
Biological process (GO): cell surface receptor signaling pathway; protein phosphorylation
Cellular component (GO): plasma membrane
Molecular function (GO): polysaccharide binding; ATP binding; calcium ion binding
Source: RefSeq, a predicted model, not a curated record
AUGGGCUCGAGUGGGAAGGUUUUGCAGAUCAUAGUGAUAAUAUUUGCAACUGUGGCAGUAGCAACUAUGGCGGUCAAGCGUGAUUGCCCCAACAAGUGUGGAGAUGUAGAAAUUCCAUUCCCAUUCGGCAUGACUGAGGGAUGCUUUCUAGAUCAUGGUCAAGCUUUUAAGAUCACUUGUAACGAUACUAACGACCCUGUACAACCAAAGACAGGUAAUGUCCCUGUAACAAGCAUAUCCAUUGAGAAUCACGAGUUGCAUGUCUUGCAGUGGGUAGCCCAAGACUGUUAUUUUUACAAUGAUUCGAAUGUAUGUAUUGCAAAAAACGUUUCCGAACAAGCGCGCUGUUCGUCCAGUAGUCCUAAAUCCAAGGAUCCCGUGAACAGCGGUUCCUCACUCUGGGUGGGUGGUCAGUUCACAAUUUCCAACAGCAAAAACAAGUUCAUUGUUCUUGGUUGUGACACAAAGGCAUACCUUCGUGGGUACCAAAACAGUGAAGCGUACUUGAUCGGUUGCUCAUCUCAAUGCCCCAGCCUUACCAAUGUGGACAACGGGUCAUGUUCUGGCGUUGGGUGUUGCGAGGUAGGGUUUCCAGAUGGACUAAAAAAUAUUCGUAUGAACGUAAAUAGCUUUGACAAUCACUCCAAAGUGAUGAACUUCAAUCCUUGCGGCUAUGCUUUUGUUGUCGAGAAAAGCGAGUUCAACUUCAAUGUUGCUUAUCUCCAAAAGCUACCAAGCAAAAAGCUUCCAUUGGUGCUUGAUUGGACAGUAGGCAAUCAAACAUGUGAAAAAGCUCAUAACGAACAUAAUUACGCAUGUAAGGGUCAUAGUGACUGCCUUAAUCAGAAUAAAACCAGACAAGGUUACCGUUGCAAGUGUAAGCAAGGUUACCGAGGGAACCCAUACCUCGAUGUGGCCAAUGGGGGUUGCCAAGAUAUUGACGAAUGUCGAAAUCAAACUCUCAAUAAUUGCACGAAUAUCUGUGUCAACACAAUUGGCAGUUAUAAUUGUGUUUGUCCCAAGGGGUACCAUGGGGACGGGAGAAAAGAUGGUAAAGGUUGUUCUGCAGAUUUGCCACCACCGAAUUUGUAUGCGAAUUUGCCACCAGCGAAUUUGCCACCAGUGACUAAGAUUUUCAUUGGAAUUGGCACAAGCUUAAUUGCUAUGCUUGGGGGUAGCUCGUGGCUGUACUUGGUACUCCAGAAAAGAAAAUAUAUUAAGCUUAAAGCAAAGCUCUUUCAACAAAAUGGGGGGUUGAUCUUACAACGGCGUCUCCGUGAACUCGGAUCCACUAAAAAGGCCAAAAUCUUUACUUUUGAAGAGCUGAAAAAGGCUACCAAAAAUUAUAGAGAGAGUAGGAUCAUUGGUAGAGGAGGUUUUGGUACAGUUUACAAAGGAAUUUUACAAGAUAAUACAAUUGUUGCCAUCAAGAAGUCCAAGACAGUGGAUCAAAACCAAGUUGACCAAUUUAUUAACGAGAUUGUUCUGCUCUCCCAAAUUGACCAUAAGAAUGUUGUCAAACUCUUGGGCUGCUGUUUAGAGACGCAAGUUCCUUUGCUAGUCUAUGAAUUUGUCCCAAAAGGUACACUCUUCAACUAUAUACAUCAUGAAAGCAGCACAUCCACCAAACGUUGGGAAACCUGUCUAAGAAUAGCAGUUGAAACAGCCGAUGCACUAUCAUAUCUGCACUCUACAGCUUCGCCACCUAUAAUCCAUAGAGAUGUCAAGCCCUCAAACAUACUGCUUGACGAUAAUUUCACUGCAAAAGUCUCCGACUUUGGAAUUUCAAAAUUGGUUCCUCGAGAUAAAAAAGAACUAGCUACUGUAGUGCAAGGCACUUUUGGAUACUUGGAUCCUGAAUACUUACAGACGAACCAGUUGACGGAAAAAAGUGAUAUCUAUAGCUUUGGAGUGGUCCUUGUGGAGCUACUGACAGGAGAGGAUGUAUUUUCAUUCGAUAGGUCUGAAGAUGAAAGAUGUCUACCUAUGUAUUUUCUUUCUUCCUUGAAAGAUGAUCGAUUGUUUGAAAUUCUUGAGAACUUUAUAGUUGAAGAAGGAAAUAAAGAGCAGAUCAAGGAAGUCGUUGAACUUGCAGAGAGGUGCUUAAGGGUGAAAGGGGAUGAGAGGCCUAGUAUGAAGGAAGUGACAACUGAAUUAGAACGAAUAAGAAAGACAGAGAUGCAUUUGAGGGUUAAUGCUCAAUCAAAACUGGAAGAGGCUGAACACUUUCAUAUUGAGACAUCUGACGCUAACGAAUACAGUGGAACUAGCAGUACAAUCGCUGGAUAUGAUAGCAUGAAGGACCAUGUAACAUUAGCCUUGGGGGAUGGUAGAUGAAUGUGGCAUGAUAACAUCCGCUCUUCAUGGUGUUUUUUUCCUAAUGCAAUUUCCGUUUUUAUUGUCCUAAAAAGAGUUCUGUUUGCUUUAUAGCCUCAACAAAAUGCUCAAUAGAUGGUGAUGGCGUGCAUAUUUUCUCUGCACUAUUCUUCAUGUGUUGAGUGUUCUGUUUUGGUUGAAAGAGCAACUAUUGGAGUCUUGUUUCUGCUGGUGUUGUUUUGAAUAAUUGUUUUGUUGUACUAAUAUUUUUGCUAUCUUGUUUAGCUGCUGCUGGAUCGUAUACAUCUCUGAUGGUAUUAGGAAAAGACUUGUGGGGAAGGGGGAAAUGUAAGGCUAUUUGUAGCAGUUGGGGUAUAUAUCUAUUGAAAUGUGUCAGUUGAAGAGUACUUUUGUUUGCUUAAGAGCCUCAACAAAUUGUUCAAUAGAUCGUGAUGGCUUGCAUUUUCUC